GGGUAAGGAUUUUUGGAAGCAGGCAAACAAGAGCAGAAGUUUAAUUCACUUCUUGUGCAGCCUACAAACUCCAGCUGUCUCCCCUCUCUCUCUACUUUCAGCUACAGAGAACCCAGCAACAGAGAAAGUGACAGAGUAAGGGAAGGAAGACACAGAAACACUGUUCCUGACUAAGAAAGAAGAAGGAGAAGAAGUUUUCCUCCAUAUUUUGCUCUUAAUGCACUUUUUUAUAGAAGAAAGUUGAAGAGACAUCUUGGGACAAAUUCAUGAAUAAGGCUUGAAGGACCCUUGGCCACUUCUGGUGUAGUCAUGCAGUUCCAUUGGGAUGUUGUGGCCCUUCUGAACUUUGGGUUUAUCCUCUGGACUUCUGCAGAAGAAUAUGAUUAUUACAGCUGGCAGUCGGACAAUUUCCAGAAUGGACGAUUCUACACCAAGCAGAGCAAAUGUGUGGACAUUCCCCAAGAUCUUCAUCUCUGCCAUAAUGUUGGCUAUAAGAAGAUGAGGCUUCCUAACUUACUCGACCAUGAAACCAUGCCUGAGGUAAAGCAACAAGCCAGCAGUUGGGUUCCCUUGUUGGCGAAGAGAUGUCAUAGAGAUACCCAACUCUUCUUGUGCUCCCUGUUUGCGCCGAUUUGCUUGGAGAGACCCAUUUACCCAUGCCGGUCAUUGUGUGAGGUGGUGCGUGACAGUUGUGCACCAGUCAUGGAGUCAUAUGGUUUUCCUUGGCCAGAGAUGCUGAACUGUAAUAAAUUUCCUCUCGACAAUGAUCUCUGUAUCACUGUGCAAUAUGGUACCAAGCAAGUGACUCAACCAUCAGGAACCAAGAUCUGCACUCAGUGUGAAAUUGAGCAAAAAUCUGAGACCAUGAGGGUUCAAUAUUGUGCAAGUGAUUUCGUUCUACGGAUGCGCAUUAAAGAGGUGAAGACCGAGAAUGGAGAUCUGAAGCUCAUAGCGGCCCAGAAGAAGAAGAAAGUGCUAAAAGCUGGAAAACUCAAGAGGAAGGAGUUCCGCAAACUGGUCUUGUACAUUAAAAACGCAGUGGAAUGCCAAUGUCCUCAGCUGGACAACCUGAGCGGAAGCUUUCUUAUCAUGGGCCGCAAGGUAGAAAACAAGCUUUUGCUCACUGCCAUCCAUAAAUGGGACAAGAAAAGCAAAGACAUGAAGUACGCGGUGAACUUCAUGUUCUCCUACCCAUGUUCCGAGUCCAUUUCCCAUGGUGGACACAUAGGAUCCUUCCGCUAAGGUCCAUAUCUGGAGAACUUUCCCUGAUGCCUUCACCCUACCAAAUGGACUUUAUAUUUUUAGCAAUAGCAGUAACAUAGCAUACUCGGCUUCAAAUAAAGGGUUACUAGGGUAGUCAUACCGAUGGAGAUGGCUGAGAGGGCGAAGAACGUGACCAUUGCAAGUCAGACACGGGAGGUAGGGAAAAGAACAGACUUUGAAUGCAGAGCUGCGAUUGGAAACACAAUGUACGAGGUUUAAGAAAAUGCCUGGACCAAUAAGUUUAAAGUCUAACAUUAUCACGCUGGUUAAAAGCUGCAGUUUAUCAUUCCCUUAGGCAAAAUGUAUUAAGGCUUAAGCCGGCGGUGGCUAAAGCAGAAUAUUGUAUUUACAGGAAAGCGGCUGAGUCGUGACUGGGCGAACGUUCUCCAAUAAAUUAUAGCCUGACGUCAGCUUCUUGUGCCAGGAAACUUCACUAUAUGAAUAUAUAUAUUCACAGAUAAAAUAUAUGAAAUGGACAUUAUUAUUUAGUACUGCCUAUAUGGAUUUCCUUGAGUUGGUGCUGUGGAACAUGCUGUAUAUCUACUGGGGUGCCAGGAAUAAGAAGUGUUGGUGGGUCCAGCAGUUGUGAGGGACCGUUUUCCACUCAGAUGCCAGUUGAUGGAAUUAUAGGAAGAUAAAAGGGUCAGUUGCACAGAAUUUUAAUAUUGAUUGCCUAUCUUCGGGAUAGACCAUUGAAAGACCAUUGAUAGUUUUGGCACCGAAACUACACAGUUUUAUCCAUUGUGUUGUAGUU
This is a messenger RNA of Bufo bufo (common toad), 2017 nucleotides long. It is a transcript of the gene SFRP5, whose product is annotated as secreted frizzled related protein 5. Gene Ontology annotation, biological process: canonical Wnt signaling pathway; non-canonical Wnt signaling pathway; negative regulation of canonical Wnt signaling pathway. Lineage: Eukaryota; Metazoa; Chordata; Amphibia; Anura; Bufonidae. The coding region runs from base 310 to 1242 and encodes 310 amino acids. Gene Ontology annotation, molecular function: Wnt-protein binding. The transcript has 3 exons. The record is from RefSeq and is a predicted model, not a curated record.